This is a messenger RNA of Aphanomyces invadans, 1954 nucleotides long. RefSeq lists its product as hypothetical. The record is from RefSeq and is a predicted model, not a curated record. The transcript is spliced from 7 exons. The coding region runs from base 383 to 1237 and encodes 284 amino acids. NCBI's taxonomy places the organism in Eukaryota, Oomycota, Saprolegniomycetes, Saprolegniales, Verrucalvaceae.
GCGCAAUUCGUGCAAGACAAAGCCAAGCGGCACAGCGCGGGAAAGCCGACGGCGUCGGGAUGUCCCAUUACUUGAAGCUACUUCUUCGGGAUGUGUUCGCGCCAAACCGAUGCCGCUGGGACGAUGGAAGGAAGCAAUACUGCAUUGGGAACCCGAUCCAGUUUUUCACACGUGUGCGCAUCAUGGGCACAGUCCGCGCUUGUGGGACAAGUGCCUUGGAGCUCGGUGCACAACUCUUCGACGACUUAAUGGCAGACGGACUGACGUCUUGCCUUAGAUGAUGGGACUGCUGUAAUCGCAGUGCAGUUUUCAACCCAGAUGCGCUUUCGUCCUGGCGAUUUGGUCAGAAGAUCUUGGCGUCGCAACGACUCACACGAAGUCCAUGCAGGUGGACUGCUUGGGCGAACUGCAGCCGUCGAGGCAGGCCUUGCGGUCUACUUACGUUCUAGCGUCGCACAUUCUCCCAGUUCAAGACCCCAACAUGGAGACUCUUCGGUUCCUCGAAGUUAUUCACCUCUACAAAGCAAGUUACUUCUCUGGACAACCCCCCGUGACGGCAUCGGAGCUGGGCCGACCACUCCCCGCGGUGCCAUCCGCCGUCGUGGCGGGUAUCAAGCGCAAGUUCGCCACACAUGCCCUGGAAUACCUCUUCGAUGGUGGAACGAGUCAAAAGCACCAUCGCACUAGUCCAAACAACAGCGGAGACGAGUAUUUCUUUACUGUCCCUGACAUUGAAGCGGCCCGGCUGGCCACAGGCGUUCGGCGGCUUGAACUGAGAGUCAACAAGCCGCCGUACUCUGUCAUCGUUCAGGGCGACACCAUUCUGUUCAACGGUGUUCAUGUUCUUCGCGUCAAAGCUGUUCGCAACUACGCGACCCUGGCCACUGCCCUUGAAGCCGAACACCUCGCGUUAUUGCUCCCACACGGCGUCGAUGCAAGUCACGCGCUGGAGCAUUUCAAGUCUCUAGCCAGUGAUGCCGACGUCCGCGCGUUUGGAGUUGCUGUGUUUGAGUUCGAAGACCGAUCAGCGGCCGAGUCGUCGAGGGCCGCGGCAUGCCCAUCCGAUCCAGGAACUGCGGUCCAAGCGCUGUUGGAGGAGACUUCCAUGACGUUCGACGACCUCGUGCUUCGACUGGCACCUGCGCACGGUGCUCCCGACAUAUCAAGCAUCCUCGACGAGCUUCAAGUCGAUGGCGUGAUUUACCAAUUGCCAUCAGGGCACUAUGCGCUGCUGUGAUAGCUGCGAAGCAACACGACUCCAUCAACGCAAAUGCUUUUGCACGAGAGAAUGUCACGAUGGUGUCGACGUGGGAGCUUUACCAAAUCGCAGCUGUGUGAUGUGCUCGGCUUCUCGCUGGACCAUGUACGCCCACCUUGGGUCGGUGCACGGUGGCUUGUACGGCCCGCCCAUGCGGUGCUCUUCCUCGAGCACGUACAUGGACGCUUCGUGGAUGCGCACUCCCACAUUCGUGUCGGUUUUGGCCGACAGACCCGCGGCAGGGUCGUCGCGGGGUACCUGCAUCCACCCCGCGUCCAAGCCAGGCACAGUGCAGAACGGGUUGCGGCGCUUGAGCUUGAGCCCGAGCACAUGGUGGAGCACGGUGCUCUUGGAGAGGAAAUCGGCGUCGCUUGCCAUGCGAUGGAGAUAGUUCACGUCGUGCCAUAAGAAUGGGACGGGGCGAACCAUGAAGCCGCGCCACGUCGCAAUUGCCUCGACGACGGCGAGCGAUGUGUCGCGCACGCGCAGCACACACGCCAGAACAUCGACCGGCGCUGCGUCAAACGACGUGACCAACUGGAGCAACUGGUCCAGACUCAACUCCCUCGACACAAUCGCUUUGAGCACGGUCAGCUCCUCCGCCUCUUGGAGCGGAAACUGCGCAUGUGACACGGACGCGAGGGGCUGUAGCCGCGGCGGCAUCCCCGCACGCAUGGAGAGGUCCCUUGAAACGGC